AUGGUGUACAAUUCGUUGACUGAAGCCCCUCACAACCUCAAGGAGGCUGUAGACUGGUUGAUAGCCCUGAAGGGAACUGAUGCUGGAAACAACUUGGCGGCUUUGGGUGAGGCAGUUCACAAGUUUCUCGCCGAUAAGCCCGUCGGUAGCAUGAAGGUGGCAGCUCUAGAAGAAGUUAAACUUAUUACUAAAGAAUUCCUGAAAAGGCCUGCGCUUAAAGAAAUGUGGCCUGCACAAUCGGUGCUGAGGAGGUUCAAUGAGGUCAUAAAUAAAGAACCAAAAGCCCUACACAGGUGGUUUGGUGAUGUCUACGAUAGCGAUUAUAAAAACAUCAUACAGACCAAGGGUCUAACUCCUGAAACUAUCGCACAGAAACUAGGAAAAGCUGUAGAUGGUUGUGAAAAGUUUUUGGACGGUAUCACAAUCCCCGACCAAUAUGAAUCUGCCUACAGUUCAGAAGCGACUUGGGAUAAAUCGUGUUCCGAAAAGCCGGAAGCGUGCGCAGUGGUCCUAGUGGGGAUCGCACCAAUGUUUUACGUAGGUCUGCGUUCUGUGAAGGUUGCGUGCGACGAUGAAGCCUCCGGGGCAAAAGGAUUUUUGACGAUGAUGAGUUUGGGGAGUGUAUUGCUAGCUACAGGUUACGAGGAAAAGCUAUGGCGCGCUAAAUUGACUACUUCCCACGUCUCUAAGGCGUUGAAAGAUGUAAGUUAUCAAGUGUUGGUCACAUUCUACGACAUAGCUGGCUUCUGGGCGUUCUAUUGGUUUGAGAAUCACGAAUGA
Messenger RNA from Babesia bigemina, 780 nucleotides. RefSeq lists its product as hypothetical. The record is from RefSeq and is a predicted model, not a curated record. The coding region runs from base 1 to 780 and encodes 259 amino acids. Lineage: Eukaryota; Apicomplexa; Aconoidasida; Piroplasmida; Babesiidae. The transcript has a single exon.